Molecule: messenger RNA, 1671 nt
Organism: Symbiodinium sp. CCMP2456
Lineage: Eukaryota; Dinophyceae; Suessiales; Symbiodiniaceae
Source: the annotation of a GenBank genome assembly
AUGCUCGCACAGCAUCUCCAAGCAAUGCCUCAGUGCUGUCCACGCUUCGGGGCCGAGGGGUUCCACUUCGUUCCGCAGACGUGGGUGUUGCCAGGCGACUUCCAGCGCUUUUGGGCAGAUGUUCGCCAGAGCUUCGGCAUCUCGCAGGACUCUGAUGUGAGAGGACGAGCCCAGAGUCCAGGAAAGAAGCGAGCCUGGUCUCGAGGCACAUCCACGGAUGCGACUAGCACCGACGACUCUGAUGACGAGGAGGAGACGUUGACAUUCAUUGCGAAGCCACGGUCUGGUGCCCGCGGUGUCGGCAUUUUUCUCUUCCAGGUCCGAGCCGCCGAUGUGCGAGGUGGCGCAGCCAGCGAUGCUCUGCGACGUGUAAUGGAGCCGAGAAGCAAAUUCGUUGUCCAGAAGUUCUUGAGCAGACCCAUGCUGAUUGACGGCUACAAGUGGGACAUGCGCGUGUACGUCCUCGUCACAAGCGUCCACCCUCUCACGGUUUACCUCUACACCGACGGCUUGGCACGUUUUUGCACAGAUCCAUAUGAGCCGCCAGCUUCUGACAACCUGAGUGAUCGAGAGAUGCACCUGACCAACUUUUCGAUCAACUACGAGAGUGAUGCGUUUGAAGACACGGAAGAUGGGGCUACGGGCAGCAAGCGUUCAUUGCGAACCGUGCUGGACAGCUGUGUGGCGGAUGGUCAAGCCGUUUGGACGGAGAUCGCGACGUGUAUUCGCAAGACACUCUUUUCCAUUGGCCCGAAAAUGCAGGAGAACUAUCACAGCUACUUCGGGCGCACUCGCCCGUGUUUUGAGCAAGGAUCUGGCUGCAGAAGCGCGUGCUUCGAAAUUCUUGGGUUCGAUUUCAUCCUGGACGAAGAUGAGAGGCUUUAUCUGCUGGAGGUGAACUCAGCACCAUCCCUUUCCACACCCACGGCAUUGGAUGAGGAGAUCAAGAGCAGCAUGCUCGGAGAGGCCUUCCGGCUGCUUCGCAUGGACGGUUCCGCAAAAGUGCGCCAUCGUGAGAUUGCGCAACAGCGGCUAGCAGACCGGCAGCAAGAACACGUGGCGAGACGAGAGGAGCUCGCACGCUUGCGCGAAGAGCGGCUGAAGUGCUCCGUGGGCUUCCUCAGCUCCUUGGGCCAGAGGAAGUUGCCGCCAAUCGCGACCAGUCGUCACGAGCCUGGCGAGGCUAGCACCGAGAUGCAGAUGCCAAAGACGGGAGGAGACAAAAUUGUUGAGGGCGACACUGCUGAAGACAGCGAGUCAUCAAGCGAUGACAGCUCGUCGGUGGAGGAAAGUGAUUGGGAGGAAUGCGACGACGAAUUCUGUUUCCUGGGAACCCCUGUCAGCAGGAGCUACGUACAGAUCCUCCCUUCUGCCGACAUGGAAACAGAUGAGUGGAAGGAGAUUCAAGCAGGAGCGGCCAAGCUUGCUCAAGGCUGGAACAUCAAUGCUCGACGCCCGCAGAGCCAACCAGCCUCCGAAGCACAAGAAGCGUCUAUGGGCUGGUUCGAUGUCCCUACAGCGUUGCGCAGCAGAAGCAAACCUGCCAAAGAGCGGGAGGGAAGGCCGGUCUCGCGAGCAAAAACGCAGCUGCUGAUGCCGAAGCCAAGUGCACCAAAGCCGCGGGAAGCCAGAGAAGUCCUCCGCCUGAAGACUGUGCAGAUCGGAUUGUAG